Molecule: messenger RNA, 2244 nt
Organism: Botrytis byssoidea
Lineage: Eukaryota; Fungi; Ascomycota; Leotiomycetes; Helotiales; Sclerotiniaceae
Exons: 2
Coding region: 1-2244 (747 amino acids)
Biological process (GO): carbohydrate metabolic process
Molecular function (GO): alpha-L-fucosidase activity
Source: RefSeq, a predicted model, not a curated record
AUGGCCCCCCCUAACCUGGUAGAAACUCUCCAUUACACGUCACCUGCAAAGGAGUGGUCGGAAAGUUUGCCUGUAGGCAAUGGCCGAUUGGGUGCGAUGGUCUAUGGUGGCACGUCAAGGGAAAAGCUUCAGUUGAAUGAGAACUCAAUCUGGUAUGGCGGUCCUCAAGAUCGUACACCUAAAGACGCGUUCAAAAACCUGGACCGUCUGCGACAUUUUAUCCGGAUAGGCGACCAUGCAGAAGCGGAAAAAUUGGUUGAGCAGGCAUUUUUUGCCACUCCUCACAGUCAACGCCACUAUGAACCACUCGGAACGCUGACUUUGGAUCUUGGACACGACCCAGCAAAAGUAAGCAACUAUUGGAGAGGAUUGGAACUGUCAACAGCGAAUGUAACUACGGAGUAUGAGCAUCUCGGAGUUAGAUACAAACGCACAGUCUUCGCUAGUUAUCCUGACGAUGUCUUGGUCGUUCAAUUGGAGUCGUCCGAGAAAGCGGAGUUCACCAUCCGAUUAUCAAGAUACAGCGAUCGAGAAUUUGCUACUGAUGAGUUCGUCGACUCUAUUGAAGCGCAAGAUGGGACCAUAGUGAUGCACGGGACACCAGGUGGACGAAACAGCAAUGAUUUUUGUUGCGUUGUCAGCGUUCGGGAGUUAGCUGGUGACGGUAACGUUGAGACUGUGGGGAACUGUGUCAUUGUGAACUCCUCAAAGGCUAUGAUCAUUGUCUCUGCACAGACAACAUUUCGCCAUGCGGAUCUGGAAGCUAAAGCCCUAACUCAAACAAGGAAGGCACUCUAUAGCCAUGCUGAUCUUUUCAAAAGGCAUGUUCAGGAUUACAACUCACUAUAUGGGCGUUUUAAACUUCGGCUCUUUCCCGAUGCGGCUCACAUACCCACGGAUGAGAGGCUGCUUAUCGCUCCAGAUCCCGGUUUAGUGGCUUUGUAUGCUAACUAUGGUCGCUAUCUUCUCAUAUCUUGUAGUCGACCAGGAGAUAAAGCUCUUCCUGCGACUUUGCAAGGGCUAUGGAAUCCAUCUUUCCAGCCUGCAUGGGGCUCUAAAUACACGAUUAACAUCAAUACACAGAUGAAUUACUGGCCAGCUAAUGUGUGUAAUUUGGAAGAAUGUGAAGAUCCAUUGUUUGAUCUGCUUGAACGGAUGGCGCAUCGUGGGGAGAAAACCGCUAGAGUUAUGUACGGGUGUCGUGGUUGGACAUCCCAUAGCUGUACAGACAUCUGGGCUGAUACAGAUCCUCAGGAUCGUUGGAUGCCAGGCACACUAUGGCCCAUGAGUGGUGCUUGGCUUUGUACCCAUAUUUGGCAAAGACAAUUAUUUGGAGGCGAUCAUAAUCUAAAAUUCCUCCAAAGAAUGUUUCCUGUACUACGUGGAAGUGUUCAAUUCAUCUUGGAUUUUCUUAUCAAGGAUUCAACAGGAGACUUUCUGAUAACUAGUCCGUCUUUGUCUCCGGAAAACUCUUACAUUGACCUUGAAGGCCAAAAGGGUGUUUUGUGUGAGGGAUCUGCUAUCGAUAUACAGAUCACCAAAUCUCUCUUCGAGGCAUUCCUAUUAUCUGUAGAUUUGCUGCAGAUUAAUGAUGAACUGACUGAACCUUUGAGAUUAGCUCAGAGCGAACUACCGCCUUCAAAAGUCGGUGAAUUUGGACAACUACAGGAGUGGCUUCAGGACUUCAAAGAAUAUGAGCCGGGCCACCGUCACACAUCGCAUCUUUGGUCUCUUUAUCCAGGGGACUCGAUUCACCCUUCAGAGACACCAGAUUUUGCUUCUGCUGCUGAGGUUACGCUGCGUCGUCGAGCUGAGAAUGGUGGAGGGCAUACAGGAUGGAGUCGAGCCUGGCUCAUCUGUCUUCAUGCCAGGUUAUAUGAUGCGGAUGGCUCUUUGGGGCAUAUUUUUAGAUUGUUGGAAGACAGUACAUUACCCAACUUACUAGAUGUACAUCCUCCCUUCCAGAUUGAUGGGAAUUUCGGUGGAUGCGCUGGUAUUGUCGAAAUGUUAAUACAGUCACAUCAAAUUGAUACCAUUCAACUCUUACCAGCCUGCCCUAAAGAGUGGAGAUCAGGGGAGCUGAGUGGUGUUAAGGCAAGAACUGGAUUUGAACUUGAUAUUGCUUGGGAUGAAGGCGUAUUAACGAAGGUCCUGGUACACUCGCGACUCGGUCGUAUGACGAAGGUCGUACUCCCGGACAAGACUGUGAUUAUAAAUGGCACUGGAGACCACCGCCUAGUUUGA